AUGGUCGGCUUUGAAAGCAUUAAUCUCCAGUCAAAUUUGUAUGAUUCCGAUAGCGGUGAAUCGAACUAUGAUGAAAAAAACACGCACCAAGUCGACUAUACUUUUUCGCUAUUUCCGCCUCACUCUCCCUCAUCCAAAGCAGAGGCGACCAGUCAAAAAGAUCCGCAGAGGUCUCCCAAGAAACAGGCAUAUGUGGAUAAGGGACAAAAUUUAACAUUCAAAGAUGUGGCUGACCAAUAUAUAUCAAGCUGUCUAGCGAACGCUGGUACAAGUUCCAAGCAAUCUAAACUCACCAGGUACGGGUUGAACAAGAAUUUUAAUUCCAACAAAGUAAAAGGUGGAAUCAACCCGCCCAUAGUCCACAGGUUUGGAUCUAGACUCCUUGCCAUGCGUACGCCAUGGAGACUGCGCACUAACGAGAUGAACGGUCGUAACAAUUCUUUCGAAAUAACCGCAUUCUUGCGAGUCCUCGAACGUAUAUCACAUGAAUAUUUGCUAGAUAAUUACAUGAAAGGGGAGUAUGACGUGGAUUCAUCACAAUGCGACUACUCAAAUGUCACUUACGGAUUGGAUGAAUUUUUCAAUUCUGUGUACUCUAAAGUGGAUUAUAUACUGCCCAAAGCGGAAGGGAAAUGGGCGUAUGAUAUGGAUAAGUCCUCAGAUGGCAUGAAUUCCAUGAAUAUUCCAGUCAGUAUCGGAGGAAAUGUAUAUUACCUAAAAGAUUUUGGUUUAUGUACUGGCAACAAUUACCACCAAAAAUUUGCCAUUUGGGACAUAAAUUUAGAUUCGCCCAGCCUCAGUGACGAGCACGGGGGGCUAUUUAACAACCAAAUUUUACUGUUCAAAAUGCAUCCCCUGGGAUUUCCAUGUCUAAACUACAUCCUCUCCUUUACGAAUAGUCUACUAUUUUGGUUAAAACUAAACGAACAUAGUCACUUUGCAGUUAUUAACUAUGCAUCUCUCAACUACACUUCGUUACUCAUUAUGGCUUGUGCGGCUCUAGCUUCCAAUAAUAAAUUGUCUCUAGGUGAUAUUGAAAACGCAAUUCUCACUUCAUUGGAUUGGAGAAGUAAAUGUAGGAGCUUUGAUCCAAACUUUAAAAAUGCCGCUAAGGAUGGAAAAAAAUGCAUGAGUAUGGAUUCACUGAGGGAUAGUUUGAAUCAGUGCAGUGGAAGAUCGCCUAAAGAUGAUGAUCACUACACCCAAAAGAGCCCAGAAAAGUGCCUCAAUUUCUUUCCAGACUUAGAGAGGGAGGAGGAGAAAAGGUUGGGCGUUCCAAAGAUGUACCAUACAAAAAUUGCCCAAGAGUGUGAUGGCCUAUAUCCCAUCUCCCUUUGGCCUCCUAGUCACAGGAGAUAUUUGGAAUAUUUUAAGAGGAUAAUAACCACACCACAGGAAAAGUUUUGUGAGAUCCAAAUAAAGCCGUUUAGGAUGGAGAAGAUAUUUUUCACAGACUUCUUCCAAGUGCAAGCAUUUCAAACAAACGCUCCUGGUACUAAGAGUUUCACCAAAUCGCUCCUGGAUUCAGUGCUCCGCACCUCAGAUGAUUUUUUUUCUAUCGAAAUAUAUGAGUUGGAUUUUUAUCACAAAAUGGUGAGGAGUGGCGAAUUUGAUACUCCAACUACACCUAAUUUAUACCAUUCGCAGCAAGUGCCCUGCAGCUACGGACGCUACAAACCACUAUUGUUCCCAGAUUCCGAAUGCGGUUCCCCGUUUGAACCCAGAGAAGCCAGUGGUUUUGCCCCAGGCAUUAGGUUAAAGUGCUGUAAUCACGAUUACAAUGUGAUCGGAAUAGAAAACUACGAUGGCAGUAGCACUGACGAAUGUAUCCCUGUGGCAAUUGAUUUCUUGCAUGACCGUGAGGGAAAUACCAGGAACCUGGUCAUUGCUGGCGAUGUUGUUAUGUGCUUAAUCGGGCACUAUAAGCGUUCAACCAGGCAAAUACUAGCCACCUAUUCGUUUAACACCGCGUUUGUUGGCAAUGAUGAUAGUUGCGUGCUUGAGCUGGAGCCAGUGGAUUUUGACCUAUGGAAUCAGCAUAAUUGGAUGAUUCAUGGCUAUGGACUGAGGGACUGCAUGGAUGACUUUGGUCUCAAGUAUAAAAAUACCCAAAACUCUUUCAUCAACUCAAAUGGCAAGGUAACCGUGGUGUUGCAGCGUUUGGAAAGUAAUGUGUUUGCACAGCCCACAAAAGCGCUACAAUUUGAUGGAUCUGGAAUUGGGUGGACUAAAUCAAUAUCCAAACUCAAAACCCGAUUCCUCAACACUAGCGUUGUGUCUACUUUAGCUUCUUUUAAUCCCACUGGAGGGAGUAAUAUGUACUUACCGCCCUGUGUUAGCUAUCAAGUCUCAACCCCGGAUAAAUUGCCAUAUAUAGCUAGCCCAUUUCCUUCGAUAGCCGAUUAUCUUGUAUCUCACAUAGUACCGAUUGGGGAACAAAGUGUCGUAUUUUUAUCCGACGCUACCCACGUGGCCCCCGAAAAAUGUUUGGUGGCACUAAAAAUCUUCCAAUCCGAUUAUGUAGAAUCACUUAAGUUUGUAAAAACUUAUUUCAAAGACGCUACUCGCACAGAUAGUGUUGAUGAUGCCAUCAUAGAUACUGUAAAAUACAAGUCCAAGGAGGCCUUUGAAGAUAGUGAAUCGAAUGUGGAAUCAGGUUCGGCCAUCGAAGGCGGUACGGAUACGGUUAUGGUCAAAACUUCCCUUCGUGAAUUUGUGAGGAAAAUUUCUGAGGCAGAGAAGGAAAGGGAGAAGCUGGACAAGUUUGACUCGGAUAUGCUGAAGAAGUUAGAAAGACUUGAAAGAUUGGAGAAAGAGCUGCUGGAGAAGGAGAGAUUGGAGAAGGAGAGAUUAGCAAGGCUGGAGCAGUUAGAGAGGGAAAAGAAGGAAAAAGAAGAGAAGAUGGAACAAUUGGAGAGGGAAAAGAAGGAGGCUCUGGAAAAGGCAGUUGAGUCAAAAAUGCUGGUUACUAAAGUUUCUUCAUCCGAAACAGUGCCUACUAUUGUGUCAACAAUACAGGUGCCCGUUGGUGGUGACUCCAAGGGUACUAUAAUCAUUACACACAAAGAGGGGCCAGAUGUAACCGCCAGUGUGGCUGAGGCCAAGGCGGCGGCUAUGGCUGCGGAUGCCAAGGCGAUGGCUAUGGCCGCAGAUUCAAAGGCGGCGGUUAUACAAGCCGUAAGUCAAUCCAAGCUCGCUCCGCCUGCUCCAGAAUCCAAGAUCCCCCCCGAGGACAAGCCCAAAGCUAAAGAUGUUGUGGAAACAACGAGUGCGCCAAAGUCCAAGACGAUGAUGAAAAAGGGAAAGGGGAAGAAAAUGAUGGCCCCGCCGAAAAAGUUGCUGCCUAUUCCAAAGCCUGCCAGCGCCGCCAAAACCAAAUCUCCCUUUGGUUUCAAAUUGCACUGGAAGCCCAUCACUGGCAAAAAGCUCGAAGAUUCUAUAUUUAACAAAAUGGAGACUGAAGAUAGGAAGGGCAUUAUUGACACAAGCAUUGUGAAGCGUCUUUUUAGCAGAGUGAAAGAGGAUGGCAAUCCAAAGGAUGAAGGGGCGGUCAAAGAGGUUAAGGAGAAGAAGGAGCAAGCCGUCACUGUGUUUGAUCACAGACGGGCGCAGAAUUUGGCGAUUUUAUUACGCGCAGAUUAUCCUCUGGAUAUAUUGGUGGAGAUGCUGGAGAAAUUACGUGUCACUGGUAUACCAAAUAUCUAUAAGCCCACUUCUGAUGACCAAGGGAAAAUACCCACGGCAUUAGAUGUUGAUCUAAUUGCUAAGUUAAAACAAUCAUGUCCAACCAGUGAAGAGGCAGAGGCCUUGAAUGAGAUUGAAGGAGAUCCUGUGAAGAUGGAAAAAUUGCGUGACAUUGAAAAGAGGAUGAUACCUCUCGCUAAGGUAAAGAUGAUGAUGCAAAAGCUACGCGUUUGCGAAUUCACGGCCACUUUUUUAAAUCGCAUAGAGGAGGGUAUAAACCAAUUGAAUGUGCAUCUUACUGCCUGUAAUGAUGUUCUUACCAGCACACAAUUGCCAAUAUUUAUGUCGGCGGUUCUUGAGUGGGGAAAUUUUGUCAACCAUGGUAGCUUUGAGUUUGUGACAAAAGGGUUUGCAUUGUCUUCUGCUGCCAGACUGGCAGACUUCAAAUCGCUAGACCAAUCGCUAAGUUCUCUUCACUAUCUAUUGGUAAAUUUGUGUGUCAAGUUUCCUGCGCUGUCGCUUGAGACGAUGGCCCAAAGGUUGAGUUCCGUGUUUGAAGCUCAACGUACGCCCACAAAUUCUGUCACUGAGAUAAUGGGUGAAGUAUCAUCCGAGCUUAACUUUUGUAAUAACUUUUACAAACAGGUGCAGAUGGCUGAAAAAGGCGUUUAUGAUCCUGAAUUCGUCGAUAGGCUGUCUUUGAUACUCGCAGAAGGCGAGAGGAUAUUUGGGAAUCUAAAAAAUCACAAAACACAUGUACACGAUCAAAUUCUUAGGGUUUGGGAUUAUUUAGGGGAGGAGUGGAAAUCUCAAGACCCCCUAGAAAGCAUAUUUGAGACUCUGUGGCAUUUGCUGAAGACGGUAGAAAAUAGUUUUGAAGACAUUGCCAAGAAACCCGAUAAAUACUUAAUUGCUUUACAGUGCCCACACGAACAGUCGAAACUCAGAAAUAUAUUUGUCUCCAAGGGUAAAAGGACCAAGGCUAAAACUUGA
Molecule: messenger RNA, 4677 nt
Organism: Babesia microti strain RI
Lineage: Eukaryota; Apicomplexa; Aconoidasida; Piroplasmida; Babesiidae
Product: Formin Homology 2 Domain
Exons: 1
Coding region: 1-4677 (1558 amino acids)
Source: RefSeq, a predicted model, not a curated record